Messenger RNA from Scomber scombrus (Atlantic mackerel), 1752 nucleotides. RefSeq names its product multidrug and toxin extrusion protein 1-like. Bases 1 to 1752 code for a protein of 583 amino acids. Gene Ontology annotation, cellular component: membrane. The record is from RefSeq and is a predicted model, not a curated record. NCBI's taxonomy places the organism in Eukaryota, Metazoa, Chordata, Actinopteri, Scombriformes, Scombridae. The transcript has 16 exons. Gene Ontology annotation, biological process: xenobiotic detoxification by transmembrane export across the plasma membrane. Gene Ontology annotation, molecular function: antiporter activity; xenobiotic transmembrane transporter activity.
AUGGAAGAUUUACCUACAAAAAAUUCAUGUAGAGGAGUAAACGGACAGUUCAAAACAGAACAAGCACCUUCUGCUGCUACUCAAGGUGUUGACUCAUGCUGCAGCAGCUGCCUGAAAAGCAUCAACCUCUGGAUACCAGUGGACUACAAGAAUGAAACAGUUCAGUUUUUAACACUGGCGGGACCUGUGUUCAUUUCACAGUUGAUGAGCUUCCUGAUUGGCUUCGUCAGCAUGGUGUUCUGCGGUCACCUGGGUAAAACCGAGCUUGCGGGGGUGGCGUUAGCGAUAGCGGUCAUAAAUGUCACAGGUAUUUCCAUUGGCUGUGGUCUGGCAUCAGCUUGUGAUACUCUCAUAUCUCAGACCUAUGGCAGUGGUAACCUGAAGCGUGUAGGAGUGAUUUUACAAAGGGGGGUUUUGAUUCUGCUCCUAGCCUGUUUCCCCUGCUGGGCCCUUCUCAUUAACACUCAGCCCAUUCUGCUGGCUGUCAGGCAGAGCGCUGAGGUCGCCAGACUCUCCCAGCUGUAUGUGAAGAUCUUUAUGCCUGCUCUGCCCGCUGCCUUCAUGUACCAGCUGCAGGGGAGGUAUCUUCAGAAUCAGGGUAUCAUGUGGCCCCAGGUAAUAUCCGGAGCCGUAGGGAAUGUUUUAAAUGCAAUUAUCAACUACAUCUUUCUCAAUGUCCUGGAUCUGGGGGUCGCUGGAUCAGCAGCUGCCAACAGCAUCUCACAGUACUGCUUGGCUGUGUUUUUGUUUAUGUACAUCAGCUACAGGGGGCUGCACAAAGCUACAUGGGACGGCUGGUCAGGAGACUGUUUGCAGGAGUGGGGUCCCUUCCUCCACUUGGCCAUCCCCAGCAUGCUGAUGCAUUGUCUGGAGUGGUGGCUGUAUGAGAUCGCAGGGUUCCUGGCAGGCUUGAUCAGUGAAGUUGAGCUGGGUGCUCAGUCUAUAGUUUAUGAGCUGGCUGCUAUCGCUUACAUGUUUCCAAUGGGUUUUUCUGUAGCUGCCAGUGUUCGGGUUGGAAAUGCUCUUGGUGCUGGGAACAUAGAGCAAGCCAAACUAUCCAGCAAGGUCUCCCUCAUCUGUGCAUUUAUCGUCUCAUGUUUCAUUGGUAUUUGUCUUGGUGUGUCUAACGAUGUGAUUGGUUACAUUUUCACCACAGACAAAGACAUUAUUCAGAGGGUGUCUGAUGUCAUGAAGAUGUACGGUUUCAUCCAUGUUGCUGAGGCCUUAGCGGGUGUGACAGGAGGUAUUGUCAGAGGAGCAGGGAAGCAAAUGAUUGGUGCUGUGUGUAAUCUGGUGGGUUACUACUUCAUUGGGUUCCCCAUCGGAGUGUCUUUGAUGUUCCCUGCAAAAAUGGGCAUCGUAGGGCUGUGGUCCGGCUUUUUAAUUUGUGUUUUGAUACAGUCCACAGUCUUUAUGGUUUUCCUUUGUAAACUGAGCUGGAAGAAAGCCACUGAAGAGGCGCAUGUAAGAGCAGGAGUCCAAGUUACAGAAAGGAAAAUCUUUGGGAUAGAAAAUAAUGCCCUGGACUCUGGUGAGACGCAAGUAAAAACCAGUAGAUCCACUACUUUAAGACCAGUAGAUGGGAAGCCGGAAGAGCUCCGUGCAGGUCAGCAGGCAUCAGAUGGCGCGGUUCUGUCAGUGAGGCAGCUGGUGGUACGACGUGGUCUCGCUGUGCUGCUCAUGUUCAUCAUCCUCGCUGCUGGAGUCUUCAUCAGUGAGCUGCUCAUCAGACUGCUCGAAUUAGACGAGUGA